This is a messenger RNA of Ictalurus punctatus (channel catfish), 1306 nucleotides long. It is a transcript of the gene hoxc1a, whose product is annotated as homeobox C1a. Gene Ontology annotation, molecular function: RNA polymerase II cis-regulatory region sequence-specific DNA binding; DNA-binding transcription factor activity, RNA polymerase II-specific. Gene Ontology annotation, cellular component: nucleus. Bases 61 to 921 code for a protein of 286 amino acids. Gene Ontology annotation, biological process: regulation of transcription by RNA polymerase II. The record is from RefSeq and is a predicted model, not a curated record. NCBI's taxonomy places the organism in Eukaryota, Metazoa, Chordata, Actinopteri, Siluriformes, Ictaluridae. The transcript has 2 exons.
UGCACGCGGUGCGUGUUGCCAAAGUAGAUACUGCAUUUAGGCUCGGUGGUCGAAGGAAGUAUGUGCAGGGGGGAUGCUGUCAUGACUUCUUACCAGGUGUUUACAUGUGAUAGAGACACAGAGUUCACCAAAGUCAACUGUGCAAACAAGGCAGCGCGUCAGGAUUUAGACCCAGGCAAACUCCAAAUCCGACUUGAAGGACAUUUCCUGUCGGCGUUCCGGUCAGAAACGUUCGCAGGCGUGUGCGCGAAACGGUCUAGGAAUUCGGACUUGAGACGUCCAGAUCAAGACCACUUCUGCUUGAAUCCACCCCGAUGGAGUGAACAGGCCGGUUCCGGAGCCCACGUCUCUCCUUCCUUACACACUUUCACAAGGAAGUGUUGUUGCGCGCUCGACCCAAUCAACGCGCGCGUGCAUAACAUCAACUCAUGUGAUGACCCAAGAUAUCAUCUCGCUUUUGUGAAACCCGGUAACACCAAGGAUGCCGGUUCUACCCGUUUACACGAGGCCACACAGAUGGAAAAGCCCUUCGAAUGGAUGAAGCUGAAGCGCAACCAAGCGAGCACUGGGAAAGCCCGUGUAACCGGCGCACAGAAUUUCCUCCAGUCUGUGAAAGUGGACGGUGGACACAAUGAAAUCGAGGACAGUCCACACACACUGUCCCGGAGCAGCUUUAGCACCAAACAGCUCACGGAGCUGGAGAAGGAGUUCCACUACAGCAGGUACCUGACGCGCGCGCGUCGGGUGGAGAUCGCGAGCGCGCUGCAGCUCCGUGAGGAUCAGGUCAAAGUGUGGUUCCAGAACAGACGCAUGAAACUGAAGAAAACGCAGCGUCUCAUACACACACAUCCAGAACCGGGAAGCUGUUUGGAAUUGCACUCAAACACAACGGACACGUGUGCGCUUCCAGAGGAGAGUUAGUGUUCCAUUCAUUUCUGUUAGCAAUAUGCAGGAGCCUUACGCGUUGGCCCCCUCCUGCGCGCGCUAUACGCGCCGACAUUAUAAAAGGGCAAAUGACAGAUAAAGGAUCGCCAAGUCAGAAAAAAAAUUAAUCUGGGGGGGAUUAUUACGGUUAUGAUAAUGAAAAUAUACUGUAAGUAUUUUCGAAACUAGAGAGCAUAUCUGGUGUUCUCUCCUCACCUGUUGAUGUCUUGCCUACCAAAUGCACUUUAUUAUUUGUAUUAAUAAUAAUAUAGCGUAUAUAGGCUAUUUCUUUUCUAUAGUUAUAAUCCUUUUCUUAUUAAUUAUGUUCGCACUACUGCAGAUUUUAAGGACUUAAAAUCUCUUUUCUUAAAAUUAAAAUUUC